AUGAUGCAAGCGAGCAGCCCGAAUGGAGCGGUCUUGGGCUUAGGUGGUGACUCUUGGACGGUCGAUUCUCGGGCGAUCGUGGGCGGAAAUGGUGAAUGUCAGUGUGAGGCUGGAUAUGGAGCGUCGGAUUGCUCUGUAGAUAUCACCGAACCGCCGAAAACAUUUGGGCUGAAAGAGGAUGGCGUCUGUGAUGUCACCACCCGCACCUGCAACAUAGACUACAACAAUAGUGUAACUUAUGGUGAAGCGUUACCCCAGGCACUGGAAGUGGAAAGCAUUGCUGAAGGCGUCUGCUCCCUGCCUGCAGCACCUCUUGUAAUGAGCGCUUCCAACACCGUUGCCCGUGGUUACCUAGUGUCAGUCUCCAAUGAUGGAAAAGCAUACAGUGAUGAAAGUGCCGUCGUCAUCUUCAACUCAUCAUGUCAGGAGUGUGACGUUGCUAACAACGUUGUCACGUGCAGAUUUGUGAGCCAGGCCUGUAAGAGUGGUGACGUCUGUGUUUCCUUUGGUCACCCUCAUCCACGUGACAGCUGUCACGUGUGCUCAGAUGGACAAUGGGUACCAAGUACUGCGUUUGAUGAUGGGUGCCAACCGGAUAACAAUAUGUUGAUUAUUGCGUAUUGUUUUGGUGGAGCACUAGUUAUUGGCCUAUUGAUUGGGUUGGUCUUGUGGUUCCGUUUACGUUCGAGAUCUCCGAACGCAUGUACUAAACAAAGGCAAGAAAACACGAAAUACAAGUCCACUUCCUGAAUACCCAUUGAGGCAGAUAUUCAUUCAACAUAUCUUCUGUAAUGAUGCUAAAUGAUAGUUUAUGCCAUUUAUUUGAAGUGGAAUGUGUUUGUAAAAUUAAUACAAUCUGUAAAAUCUAAUGCAAUAAAUAUGUAUUAUGAGGUA
Haliotis rubra (blacklip abalone) is the source of this 894-nucleotide messenger RNA. RefSeq lists its product as uncharacterized. The record is from RefSeq and is a predicted model, not a curated record. The coding region runs from base 1 to 750 and encodes 249 amino acids. Lineage: Eukaryota; Metazoa; Mollusca; Gastropoda; Lepetellida; Haliotidae. The transcript has 6 exons.